Messenger RNA from Striga asiatica, 1290 nucleotides. NCBI's taxonomy places the organism in Eukaryota, Viridiplantae, Streptophyta, Magnoliopsida, Lamiales, Orobanchaceae. The record is from the annotation of a GenBank genome assembly.
CUAAAAGCAUCCUUAAAUUUCUUGUCACAGUCUAAAUGGGCGCGAGGUGUUCGAAAUAUUGCUGCUGUUGGUGGCCUUCUAAUCUCAAGCCGCUGGCUCGUGAGCCUUGUGAUCUGGGAUGAGGCUAAGGCAGUGGGGAACUUGAGGAGCGAGCGAUUGGCAAAUCUGAUUGGUUGUUGCUUUGAAGGGGAAGAGAGAUUGCUAGUAGCAGAAUUUAUGCCCAACGAGACCCUGGCUAAGCAUUUAUUCCAUUGGGACAAGCAACCUAUGAAAUGGUCAAUGAGGUUAAGGGUGGCAUUGUAUUUGGCUCAAGCUCUCGAUUAUUGCAGUAGUAAAGGACGAGCUUUGUAUCACGAUCUUAAUGCGUACAGAGUCUUGUUUGAUCAGGAUGGUAACCCAAGGCUUUCUUGCUUUGGACUGAUGAAGAAUAGUCGAGACGGCAAAAGUUACAGCACAAACUUAGCUUUUACGCCCCCUGAGUACUUGCGAACGGGAAGAGUCAUUCCCGAAAGUGUGGUUUACAGCUUCGGGACAAUGCUGCUCGAUCUUUUGAGUGGCAAGCAUAUACCUCCCAGCCAUGCGCUCGAUUUGAUAAGGGGCAAGAACUUUCUAAUGCUCAUAGAUUCUUGCUUGGAGGGCCAUUUCUCGAACGAUGAUGGGACUGAGUUAGUUCGGUUGGCCACCCGUUGCUUGCAGUAUGAGGCCCGCGAAAGGCCCAACACCAAAUCGCUCGUCACAUCUCUUGUUUCACUGCAGAAAGAAACCGAGGUUCCUUCAUAUGUUUUGCUUGGCGUCGAACAAGGAAAUGCAAACAGUACACAGCCAAUACCUUUGACUCCCUUAGGGGAAGCUUGCUUGAGAAUGGAUCUUACUGCCAUACACGAGAUAUUGGACAAAAACGGAUACAAAGAUGAUGAAGGAAUCGCGAACGAGCUAUCUUUUCAACUGUGGACGAAUCAAAUGCAGGAGACUUUGAAUUCCAAGAAGCUCGGAGAUUCUGCUUUUCGGGCUAAAGACUUUACGAACGCCAUUGGUUUCUAUACUCAGUUCAUCGAUGGUGGGACAAUGGUUUCCCCCACGGCCCAUGCUAGGCGAAGCCUUUGCUACUUAAUGACUGAUAAGCCAAACGAGGCCUUAGGGGACGCCACACGAGCAAUUGUGGUCUCGCCCGAGUGGCCAACCGCCUUUCAUCUCCAGGCAGCUUGCUACUUUGCGCUCGGGAUGGAAAGUGAUGCUCAACAAGCACUAAGAGAGGCCACCAAUUUGGAAGCUAAGAGGAACAGAAAAUGA